This is a messenger RNA of Peronospora belbahrii, 1020 nucleotides long. The record is from the annotation of a GenBank genome assembly. NCBI's taxonomy places the organism in Eukaryota, Oomycota, Peronosporomycetes, Peronosporales, Peronosporaceae.
AUGCCAUUGGCUAAGAACAACAAAGUUGCUGGAUCUUUAGUGCUCUCAAUUGUAUCGUGUCUUGUCUACAGUGUCAUGUCAAACGUUAUGGUGCUUACAAACCGGUACUUGCUGGGUAAACGGUAUUACGGCUUUGAUGAAAAAUUCUUUGUCGUUGCAAUCCAAGCAGCUGUUGCGGUUCUGGUAUUGGAACUGGCGAAAAUGCAAAAAGUUGUGUCGUAUGAUGCAUACAACUGCAAAAUUGCACGUAAAUGGGCACCUGUGACCUUUUUUUUCGUAGCCAUGUUGUAUACGGGGAUGCAAGCAACAGCGGGACUUCCUAUUCACAUUGUGACAGUAUUUAAGAAUGUUACAAACAUUAUUAUUGUCUUUGGUGAAUGGCGUUUCUUUGGUGAACGUGUGGGUGGUCUUGUUCUCAUAAGCCUUAGUAUUAUGCUCCUGGGUGCUGUCAUGUCCUCAUAUAGUGACGUCGGUGAUCAAGCUACACCCUCUACGCUCUCGGGUUACUUUUGGAUGUCUCUCAAUUGUGCAGCUACUGCUGGCUACGUAUUAUACAUGCGUUAUGCUACGUCACGCUCGUCACUGAAGAUUUCCAAGUUUGGAAUGGCUUUUUACAACAAUCUCAUCUCGUUACCACUUUUGGCACCACCACUUGUACUCAACGGUGAAGUUUUUACAGUCUGGAGCAAUCCGCUGCUCAUGAAUGGAAAUUUUACCAUCCUGCUCUUUAUUAGUGGCAUAGUUGGGAUCGGACUCAACCUUGCAUCUUUUUGGUGUGUGUCCGCCACAUCCGCUACCACGUACGCGACUGUGGGUGGACUGAACAAGAUUCCUACCACAUUCAUCGGUGUGUUACUGCUCGGUGAACCGCUCAAGCCCGACACAGCCAUUUACGUCACUUUUGGCAUGGUCGGUGGCAUUUUGUACGGCUACGCCAAGUUUAAAGAGGGAGAGGCUGCCAAGAAGUACAAGACAACGCAAGAUGUGCUACCUCAAACCAUGCACGAUACCAAGGCAUAG